UUAAAAAUAAUUGAGGGAACAACAACUACACAUACUCAACCUAAGUAAAGAAAGUGUACUAUUAUUAAUAAUUAAUUAGGGCAACAAAAAACGACUUUCGUAGCUAAUUAAACUUGUGCGUAAGAAAGAAAAAAAAAGAAAAAUACUAAAAAUGGAUUAUGAUCCCGUUCCCACUGUUGUGCCCGCAGAACCUUUAGAUGUGGAAGCCGAUACAGCAGCUCUUCGUGCUGCCAUGAAAGGUUUUGGCACCGAUGAGCAAGCCAUCAUCGAUAUUCUGACAGCCCGCUCUAAUUCCCAGCGUCAAUCGAUUAAGGAAAACUUUUUACGCGAAUACGGCCGCGAUUUAAUAGAAGACUUAAAAAGUGAACUGGGUGGCAAAUUUGAAGAUGUCAUUAUUGCACUGAUGCUAACGCCGGUGGAAUAUUUGUGCAAACAGUUGCACAAAGCCAUGGAGGGCUUGGGCACCAAUGAAAGUGCUCUCGUGGAAAUUUUAUGCACCAAGUCAAAUGAAGAAAUGGCUGGGAUAGUCACCUGUUAUGAGAACAUGUACGAUCGUCCCUUGGCCGAACACAUGUGCAGUGAAACUUCGGGUCAUUUUAGACGUCUAUUGACUUUGAUUGUUACCGGUGUGCGGGAUCCAGCUGGUACUGUUGAUGCCGAAAAAGCCAGGGAACAAGCUGAGGCCUUGUAUAAUGCCGGAGAAGCCAAACUGGGCACAGACGAAGAGGUCUUCAAUCGUAUAAUGGCUCAUGGUAGUUUUGCUCAAUUGCGUUUGGUAUUUGAGGAAUAUAAAAAUGUAGCGGGUCAAACCAUUGAACAGGCCAUUAAGCAUGAAAUGAGCGGAGAGUUACAUGAGGCUAUGAUGGCAAUAGUUGAAUGUGUUCAAUCACCGCCUGCCUUCUUCGCUAAUCGUUUAUUCAAAGCCAUGGAUGGCAUGGGUACAGAUGAUACGACUUUAAUACGCAUUAUAGUGUCACGUUCUGAAAUUGAUUUGGGCAACAUUAAAGAGGAGUUCGAACGUAUAUAUAAUCGUACUCUAGUUAGUGCUGUAAAGUCGGAAACUUCUGGUGAUUACAAACGUGCUCUGUGUGCCUUGAUUGGUGGUGCAUAAUUUAAUGCGAUUUUUAAUUCUACGAAUCUCUCUUUGGCAAAAUAAAAAUCUCUAACUUAUUUAUUUUUUAUUUCACAAUUGGUAGUGUGCAGCUUUAAACAAUGAAAUUGCAAAGUAUUAACAAAAUAGUUUCCUUGAUUUUGAUUUGUUUGAUUUUUUUUAAUAAACAAAAGCAAUGUGGUGUCUUGUAAAA
This is a messenger RNA of Calliphora vicina (urban bluebottle blowfly), 1304 nucleotides long. Its product is annotated as annexin B10-like. Lineage: Eukaryota; Metazoa; Arthropoda; Insecta; Diptera; Calliphoridae. The coding region runs from base 152 to 1111 and encodes 319 amino acids. The transcript is spliced from 4 exons. Gene Ontology annotation, molecular function: calcium ion binding; calcium-dependent phospholipid binding. The record is from RefSeq and is a predicted model, not a curated record. Gene Ontology annotation, cellular component: cytoplasm.